AUGAGCACGGCCGCUGACGUCUCGGCAGGAGGUGCUGAGCUGCGGCACCGGCAGGUCUAUGAUGAUUCGUCUGACGGAAGUGACAGCAUCGACCCCGGUCGUACGGUGCCAAUGAAACCUCUGGUCCCGGAUGCCCAGGAUGGUGACAUUGGUAAGCCUAAGAAGACGUUUGGCCGUACACCAGAUGGCACAGUGUUCGUCGUGCCGACUACGCAUGACAUGGUUUCACAGCUGCUUGACCCGCGCCAGCCCAAGAACCUUUCAGACGCUGUCGUGUUGGCUAUUCUGGCAUUGCAUAUUCUAGCGGCUUAUUUCCUCCCGGCCGGGUACAAGCGCCCCGUAUUUGCAGCUGUUUUCCUGUUUUGGAGAGCUUCUUACAACGUUGGCAUCGGCAUCCUGCUCCACAUCCAAUCUCACCACCGGCGCCUCAUCACCUGGGCCCAGCGAUGGAAGCUAUUCGAGCAUCCGAGCACAGGCAACAAUCCCCGUCCAUGGCUCUACAAUCUGCUGAAGCGAGAGCUUGAAGCCAAGAUCCCUGAAGACUAUGAGUUCGAGAAAGCUCCCGUUGAGUACAACACCUGGCUCGUCUUCCGAAGGGUCGUUGACUUGAUAUUGAUGUGUGAUUUCGUGUCAUACUGUCUGUUUGCAAUCGUUUGUGGCCAUACUCCCAAGGAUGAGAGUAUGCUCAUCGGAAGCUCGCGCUGGCUCCUCGGCAUUACACUAGUCGGAUUCAAUCUCUGGGUCAAGCUCGAUGCCCACCGCGUCGUCAAGGAUUUUGCUUGGUACUGGGGAGACUUCUUCUACCUCAUCGACCAGGAUCUCACAUUCGAUGGUGUUUUUGAGAUGGCACCCCAUCCCAUGUAUUCGAUUGGCUAUGCUGGAUACUAUGGCAUAUCGAUGAUGGCAGCUAGCUACGAGGUGCUCUUCAUCUCUAUCCUCGCCCAUCUUGCCCAGUUUGCGUUUCUUGUGUCGGUGGAGAACCCUCAUAUUGACAAGAUUUACAACCCUCCUGCCCCAAGAGAAAAGACUCAGACUCGAAGCCCAGUCAGUGCCAACGCCACCGUCGCUUUUGAUCUUCCUGCAGAUAAUACGUUCAUGCGGUCUGCUUCUAUAUCACAGAAGGAUAUGCCAGCACCUGUGCACAAUCUCGUUGGUCUAAACAACAUGGAUCUCUUCCGAGUCCCCGACUGCGUUGUCGUUAUUUUGCCACUCUACGUUGCAGCCCUCACUUUCGCAACACCAGAAACGUAUAUGUGGAAAGCAAUUUUCGUCGCCCACGCACUUUUGUGGCGGAUAUGGUAUCACGCUGGCUUGGGCUUCGUGUUGGAUCGACAAUCCAAAUCAAAGAUGUGGACUCGCCACUUUCUUAAAUAUGGUGAGAGUGCUGGCGAAGCCUGGCGCCAAUGGAAAGGCAUGUAUCACAUCAGCAUGAUCAUGUGCAAUACAUCUUUCAUCGCAGCUUGUUGGAAGAUGUACAAUCUGCCUGAAGACUGGGGCUACGGUUUGGUUCUUUUCAAGCACGUGCUUGGUGCUGGGUUGAUUGCUCUGCAGCUGUGGACGGCUUUCAGUGUAUAUGAUUCCCUCGGCGAAUUUGGCUGGUUCUGCGGCGACUUCUUCUUUGACCACGAAGCCAAACUGACGUAUACCUCCAUCUAUCGGUUUCUCAACAAUCCUGAAAGGGUCUUUGGAACUGCUGGCAUUUGGGGUGCCGCUCUCAUCACUUGGAGCCGAGCCAUAUUUAUCACUGCUCUGGUUACACAAAUCCUAAACGUCAUGGUCAUCGCGUUCGUUGAACGACCUCACAUGCAGAAGAUCUAUGGAAGAAGCAUGCGAGAGGAGGCAGGUCUCACCAAAUUCAUCAAGCGAUCACUGCCACCUCCGGUCAAAGUAUUGCAGGAAAGCGUUGACAAAGUCCUGGACGACACAUCGCACUUUGUGGAAGAGUUCCUGGACAGCGCCCGCCCCAAGUUUGCUUCUGGUGUCAAGACUAUCGUCCGCGACACAUCUGCUCUCUUCAAUGUAGCACCUGCCCGCCUGACGAUUACGAGAAUUGCCCCCGACCUAGCAGGGCUGGAUCCUAAGCAGUAUUCACUCACCAUUGAGGGAACACAGACUCUUCAAUCAGCCAUUGAUGAGAGAGCUACUGGCAAAGAGAGCUUUUCGGGACGCUUCCCUAAGCUAAUCAAGACUAAGACUUUUGAAUAUGGUGCCCCUCUACGAGUCAGGUGGCGAGCCCCCGCAAACCACAGCAAAGAAGACUGGAUUGGCCUCUAUAUGGUAACGGAUAAUCGCCUUCGAGACACGACCGAGGUUUCAUCUCUGGGAAGAUGGACACCCACAUGUACUGGCGUCUACGAUGCUUCGAUGGCAAAUUCUAGCAUUACUGUUAAGGAGCAUGUCGUGGACAAAGCCGAUCCCUCAGACCCUGAUAUGAUGGAAGGCGAAGUCGUUUUCCAAGGAGACAAGCUGUGGUGGACACAAGGCGUCUUUGAGUUCAGAUACCACCACGAUGGACGGCACACGGUCAUGAGCAUCUCGGAACCUUUCGAAAUCCGCAUUAGUAAAUUUGACGAAGAAGAUGUCGAGGUCGAUGUUGGCACCAAGGCCUUGUACGCCAAAGCUGUCGAGUCGGCUCUUCUGCCCAUUAUCCAAAACUGCCUGGACCGCGAUGAUGAUAUUGCGCCAGGUGCCGUGGACGAGAGCUUCGGUUGUCAUGUGGAGCGGGAUGGCAAAUACGCCAAGAGAAUUGUCUACGCUAUCCGGGAGAUGUUUGGUGUAGAGUUUGCACCGGCCGUCGUCCUUGCGGACCGGAGCGUGAGGAAAUUGGCAUGGAGAAUCUGCAAUGCCAAGGAAGUUUUGGCACCAUACAGUAUGUCUCACUCGAAGGGCACGACAACACCAGCAAACGAAGAAAUGCCCACGAAAAUUUGAUGAAUAUUUCAAAUGCACGGAAUACUUGAUGUAAGGAUUUAGAUGGUGGCGCAAAAUGGACGAAAACUAUGAUACCAAGAAAGGCGUCAGGAUAUGAGGGAAAGGGGAUAGACACAACUAAAUAAAGAAAAUCAAAUCUAUAAAGCAGCAG
Trichoderma virens Gv29-8 is the source of this 3082-nucleotide messenger RNA. RefSeq lists its product as uncharacterized. Bases 1 to 2931 code for a protein of 976 amino acids. The transcript has 3 exons. The record is from RefSeq and is a predicted model, not a curated record. Gene Ontology annotation, molecular function: phosphatidylethanolamine N-methyltransferase activity. Gene Ontology annotation, biological process: phosphatidylcholine biosynthetic process. Lineage: Eukaryota; Fungi; Ascomycota; Sordariomycetes; Hypocreales; Hypocreaceae.